AUGGCAGAUCAGCCUACCACUCCGGGCGCCCAGAGCGCCGUGUCACCAGGGACGGCCGGGAAUAACGAGCCCGUGUUGAUCGCCGCGCCCCAAAACGAAGACGAGCUAGAGGAUGAUUUUGAUGAUGACGCCGAUUCGGCAUUGGGUAACGAUGCUGCCAGCAGCACCAACUCCAUCACAGCAAGCAUCUUGGAAUAUCGCACCAUCAAAGGUCGGACGUACCACAGUGAAAAGCAUGAUUCCCAGUACUUUGCGCCGAAUGAUGAACAGCAGAUGCAUUCACAAGAUAUUACUCACCACUACCUAUCAAUCAUGUUAGACGACAAGCUUUUCCUCGCGCCAGUUAGCGAUGACAUUGAGAGAGUGCUGGACGUUGGGACUGGAACCGGAAUAUGGGCCAUCGACGUGGGCGACCAGUACCCAAACGCCGAGGUCUUAGGGACGGACUUAUCGCCGACGCAGCCAUUAUGGGUACCCCCGAACGUUAAGUUCGAGAUCGAUGACUGUACCAAGGAAUGGACAUGGCCUGACGAUCACUUCGAUUUCAUCCACAUGCGCUAUUUAUUCGGGGCCAUCGGAGACUGGUCUAAACUUUUCCGUCAGGCAUACCGCUGCUGCAAACCCGGCGGUUGGGUCCAAUCUUGCGAAUGCGAUGUCGAAAUGUGCACAGAUGACGGCAGUAUCAAAGAAAACGGUGUUAUCCAGACAUUCUGGAACCCGCUCUGGAGGGAGUUGGGCAAGAAGAUAGGGCUGAGUUUCGAGGUUCUCGAGAAUAGAUACCAGAAUAAGGGUUUCGAGGAGGCCGGAUUCGUUGACAUUAAAGAGGUGAAUUUUAAGUUACCUAUCGGUGGAUGGGCUUUGAACCCCAAACUGGCUGAAAUUGGAAACCUUACCUUGCUCACCAUGAUUAACGACCUUGAAGGAUACGUCCUUGUCCCAUGGAACAUCGUCCAUGGUGAAGAUACCCCCGGCUGUCAGGAGACACUUGCGCACUUGCGUAGGGAGCUCCGAUCUAGGUCAAUGCACGCAUAUAUGAAGGUCCGAUAUGUUUAUGGACGAAAGCCUUAGGGUGGACAGGUAAAUAUGGCAAUAUCCCUUCUAGAUUGGAAUUCAGGUCACUAUAACGACGGAUCUUAUGUACAUCUACUAUUUUAAGAGGUAGUAGUUUGGAUAU
Molecule: messenger RNA, 1174 nt
Organism: Annulohypoxylon maeteangense
Lineage: Eukaryota; Fungi; Ascomycota; Sordariomycetes; Xylariales; Hypoxylaceae
Product: S-adenosyl-L-methionine-dependent methyltransferase
Exons: 10
Coding region: 1-1068 (355 amino acids)
Molecular function (GO): methyltransferase activity
Source: RefSeq, a predicted model, not a curated record